UCGCCCUUAAUUUCAACCGCAUGUAAUCCCCCCAUCAAAGUCUCUCACAACGCGCUCUCUCUCUCUCCCCUCUCUCGCUCUCUACCAAUAGAGAGAGAAGGCUUCUUCUUUCUGACUGCGUAGUGCAACCUGAAUCCCUGAUACACAUGGCCACGGUGAACCCCAGCCUGACGGGUCCAGUCUUCAGGGUUGACUCCAUGGAGCACCAGUGCCUGAUGAUGGAGAAGAGGCAGCUCUUCCUCCGGAGCUACCAGUUCAGCAGAAAGCGGACCCUCUCGGAGAGGAUCAAGAGGUCCUUCACAAGGAUCGAGCGGGUCCUCUGCUUCCGGCUAAGGUCCGCCCGCCGGCUCCGGAAGCUGGUCUGCUCGAGGCUCUCCAGGCUCAGACACAGGCUCUGCUACUCCAGGAGACGAUCGAGGUUCCUUCGCGUCCUCUGCAGCAACAGCUUCUGCAGCAAUCAGAAGAGCGAUUCGUCAUCGUCUUGCUUCUCCUGCUUCUCUUGAUCGAUUGAAUUCCAUUCAUCUGUUCAGAAGGUUCGGUAGCUGAUUAACUCCCUGCCCUGAGAGAUUAAUCCUCAGUAGCAGCAGCCUUCCAUGCUGAAGUGACUUAGACCCAGGAUUUCACAUGUAUCACGGAUUUAGACGAAAGUU
Rhodamnia argentea is the source of this 650-nucleotide messenger RNA. RefSeq lists its product as uncharacterized. NCBI's taxonomy places the organism in Eukaryota, Viridiplantae, Streptophyta, Magnoliopsida, Myrtales, Myrtaceae. The coding region runs from base 147 to 503 and encodes 118 amino acids. The transcript has a single exon. The record is from RefSeq and is a predicted model, not a curated record.